UUCUCCCCCAAGUGUAAAUAUCCGCGACUGCAUCCAAUAUCUUCUCAGUGCAGGUCUGGCCAUCGAACGGGGCAGCCGUCACCUCUCUCCUCCUUGAACGACUUUCAGUAGAGAUACGAAACUUUUGACUUUGAAAAAUCGUUCGCAGUCGCGCAAGAGCACAAAUGAAGACCUCGAACCCGUGGACAGAAAAAUUCUCCCAAGAGACUAACGGAAAGGUGCACAAGCUUAUUCUACCUGAAGGAGAGGAAACGGACGAAGGAAGACAAGAAAUGGAUGAAGGAGGGGGAGGAGGAGGAGGAGGAGGAAGACAAGAAGACAAAAUCUCUCCUCAACCGACUGGUACGGAUAUCCGUACUCAAGAACGCAGACCUUUGAUAGACGAAAGUAGUACCAACCACAUCGCUUGUCUUGAUAAGAAUACAAAGACGCAACCAGACACCACCUCCGACCAGACAUGCUGUCUGCCUAAAAAGUGUUGCUGUAGACCAGCCUUCACUCCGUUCUGUAGACAGGUAGCCAACGUUUUAGUAGCCUGCUUGGCAGGUCUGUCCGUAGGGACUAUCCACGCGUUUCCUGCAGUUUCUCUGCCCCGGUGGGAGGAGGCUGGCUUCGUCCUCACAACUGCUCAGACCACCUGGUUCGGUGAGUAGGCCUACAAUGCUAGGUUAAUGACUUAGCAACACCUGUUACAGGUAUAUCUUUUUAUAACUCGGCAACAACUGUUAUAGGAGUAUUUCUAUGACGUGAAUAAUUACAGGUAAUUUUUUGUGGUAUCCAAUGGGUAACUAAUUACCAACUGGUUCGGUGAGUCUAAGGCCAGUUAACUUAGAAACACGUUUUAUAGGCCUAUGUUUUAUAGUUCUCUCGGGGCCUAGGCCUUAUAUGAAACUAGUUAGAUAUAAAUUUGUCUUUAUUCAUAUAUUUUGGUAUAAAAUUGAAAGCUUUCGUGGUCUAAAUGAUGUUUCAGAUAACAGAACAUUCGUACCAGCAAUCUAACUACGAGUACUGGCUGCAUGGUGUAAAAUCUCUCUCUCUCUCUCUCUCUCUCUCUCUCUCUCUCUCUCUCUCUCUCUCUCUCUCU
Molecule: messenger RNA, 1084 nt
Organism: Macrobrachium nipponense
Lineage: Eukaryota; Metazoa; Arthropoda; Malacostraca; Decapoda; Palaemonidae
Exons: 4
Coding region: 165-653 (162 amino acids)
Source: RefSeq, a predicted model, not a curated record